AUGCUUGCAGCACAAUUUCAACAACGAAACAAUCCACCUGUAGUAACAGAUCGAUAUCACCACAGUGAAACUAUAUGGAGAGUAAUUGUUGAUAUAAUUAGUCUUAUAAUAUUACUUAUUGUAACGCUUCUUUCACAUUAUGUUGCGAAACCAUUUACACGUGGUUUUUUCUGUUCGGAUACAUCAAUACAGUAUCCAUACAAUGUUAAUACAAUACCAACGUAUGCUGCUGUUAUUUUAUCCAUUGUUCUUCCAAUGCUUUGGAUGUGGAUCACAGAGUUUUGUAAACGAUUUUAUUUUACUUGGUAUCCGGGACAAAAAUUUAUAACUCGUUUAGAAUUCUCUGAAACCAGAAGAAUAUAUAUAUCUCCAUUUAUUCGUAAUCUAUAUAUGCUUACAGUGAUAUUUUUCUAUGGUUAUCUUUCUACAUGGGUUUUAACUGAAAUUGCAAAAAAUUUCGUUGGUGAAUUACGACCACAUUUUCGAGCUGUAUGUAAUCCUACUUACAAUUGUUCAGCUGUUACAUCAUUAAAUCAAUUUAAUACGUAUCUUCAAUAUGGUACUGAUUAUACAUGUCAAAAUACAGAUGUUUCAGCCGUACGAGAAGCACGCCGAUCAUUCUUUAGUGGACAUGCUUCAUCUAUAUUUUAUGGUUUGACAUGGUUGAUUAUGUAUAUUCAUGUAUCUUGGUCAUGGCGUCAUCUUGGUAUUCUUAGCCAUUUAUUUCAAGUUGGUUUCGCUAUACUUGCAUUUUAUAUCGGUUAUUCUCGUAUUAGUGAUUAUCAACAUCAUUGGCAAGAUGUAUUAGUUGGUGGUAUAUUUGGUUCUUUUAUUGCAUUUUUUACAUUUAAAUUUAUUCUUAAUUGGCGUCAUUAUACUACACAAUUUCUUCCUUAUACAGUAAGUUCUUUACCAAAAACGUCAUCAAUACAUCCAAAAGGAAAUAUUAAUUAUGCUCACAUAACUCCAUAUAAUGAACAUGAACAAAUUCAUCAUUAUUUUUGA
Rotaria sp. Silwood1 is the source of this 1005-nucleotide messenger RNA. The record is from the annotation of a GenBank genome assembly. NCBI's taxonomy places the organism in Eukaryota, Metazoa, Rotifera, Eurotatoria, Philodinida, Philodinidae.